UCAUGAAUCCCCGAAAGAAAGUGGACUUGAAACUCAUCAUCGUUGGUGCGCUUGGUGUUGGAAAGACCUCUCUCCUCCACCAAUAUGUACACAAAACCUUUUUUGAGGAAUACCAGACCACCCUGGGGGCCAGCAUCCUCUCCAAAAUCAUCAUUCUGGACAACACCACUUUGAAGCUCCAGAUCUGGGACACAGGUGGUCAAGAGCGCUUCCGCUCCGUGGUAUCAACAUUCUACAAAGGUUCCGAUGGCUGUGUCCUGGCUUUCGAUGUCACUGAUCCGGAGUCCUUUGAAGCCCUGGGUAUCUGGAGGGAUGACGUCCUGGCCAAGAUCAACCCCAUGGAGCAAUCAUAUCCCAUGGUAGUGCUUGGGAACAAAAUCGAUCUGGAAGACAGGAAGGUGCCCCAGGAGGUGGCCCACGGGUGGUGUAAAGCGAAGGACAUGCCUUACUUUGAAGUUAGCGCCAAGAACGACAUCAAUGUGGUCCAAGCCUUUGAGGUUCUGGCCAGCCAGGCUCUGCUGCGGUACCAAGGCGCUGUAGAGAAUCACCUUGUGGACUCCAUCAAGCUCUCUCCAGGCCAGCCGAAGAGCAGAUGCUGCUGACUUGUGGGCUCAUCCUCGGCCCCAUUGGCAGCCGGGCAGGACGCUGAUUGCAACCUCACCUCCGCCAGCCCCCUGCAUGCCCCUACCGAGGCCAGAGGCUGCAGCAAGAGAGAACGCCACAAGCCAAUCCUGAGCCCAGGGCAAUCACAGGACUCUCGAGGGCUCAAGCUCUUCGGCCUCCUCUCCCCUGGCACAGUCUCUCACCUCUGCAGACAGGCUACUUCCUUGAGCCCUCAGACCUGUAACUUGGGGCUGGCAUUACAGCCCUGCUUCCCUCAGUGGCCAGGCUGAGGAGCCAGGACACCGAGCUUCUGCCCGCAGCUUCUUCCAGGGAGAACUGAGGACACAAGACAAAAAUGAUUGUUCCUGCUUCCCAGGUGCUCAAACAACUCCCACAACUGAUCAGGCCUCGGUGUAUCCACCUGCUGGAUGAACAUCCCAAGGUCCCCGAGUCCCAGUGCAGUUUGAGAACCAGAAGAUCCAUUUAGGUGCUGCAGACUUGCUACUGCGGACUUGCUACUGCGGACAGACUCAUUUACUCCUUCAGCAAGUAUUGUUGAUGCCUUUGAUACACAUUGCACUGAGGAUUGGUAGCAAUACAACAGACGGAAGUCCCGAUUUCCCAAAGAAAUCUGGAAAGAAAGGGAGUCAGCAGACACGGAGUAAGACGACAGAGCAAUGAGGUGCUGUUUAGACAAAGGGGUCCAUGAGGGCUUUCCUGUGGAGGUGACAGCUGGACUGACAGCUACGGUAUGAGCUACAGGAAGAGCCUAUCAGGAGAGGUGAUGGACAGCAUGCUAUAUUCCGUACGAAAGGUCUUUGCCUGAGGUAUCAAAGCUGCUGUCCAAGGAAAUCCUGCUCCCAGAGGGCGCAUGAUGAUUUGGUGAUUGACCACCAGGGGGCAGAGGUGUCCUCUGCUUCCAGGCUGUGGCGUUUGUUCUGGGGACACUUGAAAGGCUGGUUUCUGUCAAGUAGAUGGUUGAAGCUGUUCCCAGGCUCUGGAAUGUCGAACCUGGGUUUGUUGGGUAAGAAUUCAAAUGUUCUGAGUAAAUCCU
Chionomys nivalis (European snow vole) is the source of this 1657-nucleotide messenger RNA. RefSeq names its product RAB7B, member RAS oncogene family (gene Rab7b). The record is from RefSeq and is a predicted model, not a curated record. Gene Ontology annotation, molecular function: GTP binding; GTPase activity. NCBI's taxonomy places the organism in Eukaryota, Metazoa, Chordata, Mammalia, Rodentia, Cricetidae. The coding region runs from base 3 to 602 and encodes 199 amino acids. The transcript is spliced from 5 exons. Gene Ontology annotation, biological process: endosome to lysosome transport; phagosome-lysosome fusion. Gene Ontology annotation, cellular component: lysosome; phagocytic vesicle; late endosome.